UUAUGAAUAUUCUUUUUAUUUCAUAAUUAUGCAUAUGAUUUCUGUUUAUUUUUUUGCCACAAAAAAUUAUGCCACAAAAAAGACAAAGGCAAUCCUCAGAUAAAGGAAAAGACACCAAUGUCAAAGUUCGUAGAGUUAUUAUUGAUUCAGAUGAGGAAGAGAGUGAAGCUGUUGCAGAACAAGUACCAAAUGAUGUUACAGAGAAUAUAAAACAGUUGAAUACGAAUGAGAUCGAUGAGAUUGUUUCUGAGAUGGAUGUUUAUUUACUUCCUGUGGAGGGCAGCAGGAGUUUUGAUUCCGAUGACCAGUCAAAUGGAAAUAUUGUUAGUUUAAAUCGUUUACAAUUUCCUCAGCAACACACAAAUUGGCUUGAAAGAAUAUUUAAUUCUGAAAAAUGUCAGGCUUAUUAUAAGGCUCAAGUUAAACAUUUAAGAUUACGAUUUGGUGAGGAAGAACAAAUUUUUGACGAAAGUAGAGGAGGUGGUUCGGGGAACUCAAAAGGUGGUUCGGGUGGAAUUGCUGAUUUAUUAAGAUCCAAAUCAGAAUUAAAUCCUUCAACUUCUAAUACAAAUGUUGAUGGAAAGAGUUCCGGUGAAGUUUUUAUGGGAGAAGGCUUUUCACAACAUGAGAUUAUUAGUCAUGCGGUUGGACUUUUUAAGGAAGGAAAGCUUUUUCUGUUGCCAGUUGAGAAAACCUAUGAAAUGCGUCGACCAUUAGCAGGUACAAUUGAAAAGGAGGCAUCAAAAUCAGCGACACAAAAGGAAGCAUCUUCUUCACGAAAAAUAUCUUCGGCCUCAUCGGGAUCAAACCUGGCUCCUUUACGAGUAAAAUAUACACGUGCCGAGAAUGAUGUUCAACGAAGAAGACGAGAACAAUCUUCUUUUUAUAAGCAAAAAUUGGUUGAACAAGAUGUUUGGCUUCCACUUUCAAUAAAUAAAUCGAAGGCAACAGAAAUCUAUAGAGAUGAAAUUGAUCAGAUAAUAUUAAAAAGUGGAGAUAAAAAUGAGUGUAAUUCAAUAGAAGAACAAAAAGAUAUAUCUUCAAAGAGUUUACUUUUAAUUUAA
Molecule: messenger RNA, 1064 nt
Organism: Meloidogyne enterolobii
Lineage: Eukaryota; Metazoa; Nematoda; Chromadorea; Rhabditida; Meloidogynidae
Source: the annotation of a GenBank genome assembly